AAUAUUUUACUUUCUCUAUGGCCUUAACCUAUAAUAAAUCCGAGUUGACUGACGUGUCUGCAAGCUAAUUUGCCAUAAGUUUGAAACUAAAAUGAAUUCGGUGCUCCAAAGGGGCAACUCCAUUCUAGCCUAUGCGCUUAGCGCGCUGGCCUUCCUGACAUUUUGCUGUUUUGCCUCCACAGUCUUUCUGAACUAUUCCACAAAUGCAGAUAUCAAAACUGUGAAAGUUUUGGUUAAGAACGUGCCUGAUUUCAGUGCCUCGCGGGAUGUAAACGACUUGGGGUUCCUGACUUUCAACCUCAAAACUGACCUUACUGAUAUAUUCAACUGGAAUGUUAAGCAGCUCUUUAUGUAUCUUACCGCUGAGUAUGUGACGAAAAACAAUCAGCUUAAUCAGGUAGUUUUAUGGGACAAGAUCAUCCUACGAGGAGAAAAUGCAGUGUUAGACUUCAAGAAUAUGAAUACCAAAUACUAUUUCUGGGACGAUGGAGAUGGGCUAAGGGGAAAUAAGAACAUCACACUGACACUGUCCUGGAACAUCAUCCCGAAUGCCGGUCUAUUGCCGAACAUUUACGCCAGCGGCAUGCAUUCGUUCAAGUUCCCUGUAGAGUACACGUCGUCCAAAAUGUAAUCCAUUAUCAAGGUUAUUUUUUUAAUUUCCAACUUGUUCUGGCCGCCACUCAAACAAAAACUAUUUUGUGUAUAUUUACUUAUUUAAAUUGCAAAGCAUUUUGUGUGUUGUGCUUGAAAAAUACGUUUUUUUAUAAA
Messenger RNA from Dendroctonus ponderosae (mountain pine beetle), 768 nucleotides. It is a transcript of the gene Spase22-23, whose product is annotated as signal peptidase complex subunit 3. Bases 92 to 631 code for a protein of 179 amino acids. Gene Ontology annotation, cellular component: signal peptidase complex; membrane. Gene Ontology annotation, biological process: protein targeting to ER. The transcript has 4 exons. The record is from RefSeq and is a predicted model, not a curated record. NCBI's taxonomy places the organism in Eukaryota, Metazoa, Arthropoda, Insecta, Coleoptera, Curculionidae.